Molecule: messenger RNA, 696 nt
Organism: Colletotrichum orchidophilum
Lineage: Eukaryota; Fungi; Ascomycota; Sordariomycetes; Glomerellales; Glomerellaceae
Exons: 1
Coding region: 1-696 (231 amino acids)
Source: RefSeq, a predicted model, not a curated record
AUGCACAUCCUCAUCAUCGGCGCAACAGGCCGCAACGGCGCCCUCGUCCUCGCCGACGCCCUAGAGCGAGGCCACACCGUAACAGCCCUCGUCCGCGAUCCCUCCACCAUCACCUCCACCAUUGCUCCUCACAAAAACCUCACCCUCGCAAAGGGCAGCCCCCUCUCCCUCCCCGACCUCCGCGAAGCAAUGCAAACACCACCAACACCAGACGCAAUCAUCAUUACCCUCAACCCCCGCCGCGUCUCCGACUCCCCCUUUGCGGCCGUCCACCCAGACACCCCCGCCGCCCUGAUCCACGACUCGGUCAUGAAUGCCCUCGAAGCCAUGAAGGACUUGCCCCGGACGAAGCGCAAGCUCGUCAUCAAUAGCAUGCAAGGCGCGGGCGCCAGCGACAAAAGCGUCAUCUUCCCGCUCCGCGCGGUCUUCAAACACACCAACAUGAAGCACACCCUCGACGACCACAACGCCGUAGACGCACUGGUCAGGGGCGAUGCGGGAACAGACGUGGACUGGAUCUUGGUCAGGCCGCCUAUACUGACCGAGGGCGAGUGCUUGCCGGUCAAGGUGUACGACGACUACGGCAACGGGGUAUGCUGGCUGCCCAAGAUCACGAGGCGAAGCGUGGCCGGAUUCAUGGUCGAUGCAGUCGAAAGGGACGACUGGAAUCGCAGUGCUCCUGUGGUCACGAACUAG